Messenger RNA from Daucus carota subsp. sativus, 2118 nucleotides. Its product is annotated as probable polygalacturonase. Lineage: Eukaryota; Viridiplantae; Streptophyta; Magnoliopsida; Apiales; Apiaceae. The transcript is spliced from 5 exons. The coding region runs from base 261 to 1691 and encodes 476 amino acids. Gene Ontology annotation, biological process: carbohydrate metabolic process. Gene Ontology annotation, molecular function: polygalacturonase activity. The record is from RefSeq and is a predicted model, not a curated record.
AUACACGCUCUGUCGCUCUGCUUUCGUUCUGUUCAUUUCUAUCACCCAAACUCCAAACCCUCUCUCUCCCCCUCUCUCCUCUCUCUCUCUUCACGAGCUUCUUCAUGCAUGUGUAACACACACAUAUAUGAUAUAUUCACUCACACACGUAUAUAUAUGUAUAACAAAACACUGAUUCUAUAGCAACACAUACAAACCCUCUCCAAUUCAUCAUGUAAAUACAAAUUACACACACAAAUAUACACAGCAACAACAACAACAUGAUGGACAAUGAAAUCCCAUACACAAAAAGAUUCAUGGGAAUUAUAAACACGAGGCCAUCAUGGGCUUUUCUGCUGCUCCUUUUCACAGUUGUUGCGAUCCUCACCCUUCAAAUUAAGAACGAAAAAUCUGUGCUACCCACAUGGGCUGUCCCCGGUCGGGUCGGGUUUCCGGAAUCGGGUCGGGCCCCCAGCUGUGUUGGGUUCUUUAAGAACGUGCCGGAGAGGAAGGUGGUCAAGUCAAUAGUGGAUUUUGGAGGUGUGGGGGAUGGGAGGAGUUCCAAUACGGCAGCGUUUUGGAGGGCCAUCAAGUUUAUGGAGAGGUGGCAAGAAAAGGGUGGGGCCCAGCUGAACGUUCCUAGGGGGAGAUGGGUCACUGGGAGUUUUAAUCUUACCAGCAAUUUCACCCUUUUUCUUCAAGAGGGUGCUGUAAUUUUGGGGUCCCAGAAUCCAGAGGAGUGGCCUAUUAUUGAACCAUUACCUUCAUAUGGAAGAGGGAGAGAGAGAUUAGGAGGGAGACAUAUUAGCCUCAUUCACGGAGAUGGUCUCAGUAAUGUUGUCAUUACGGGGCAUAAUGGUACUAUUGAUGGUCAGGGACAAAUGUGGUGGGAGUUGUGGUGGAAUAGGACGUUGGAGCAUACCAGAGGACACCUUGUUGAAUUAAUGAACUCACAAAAUAUACUCAUUUAUAAUCUCACCUUUCUCAAUUCACCCUUUUGGACCAUCCAUCCUGUUUAUUGCAGUAAUGUAGUGAUUAAAGAUAUGACAAUAUUGGCUCCCCUAAAGGCUCCCAAUACAGACGGUAUAGACCCAGAUUCAAGCAUGAAUGUAUGCAUUGAAGACUGUUAUAUUGAGAGCGGAGAUGAUCUUGUGGCUGUGAAGAGCGGUUGGGACCAAUAUGGUAUUGCCAUGGCUCGCCCAAGUUCAAAUAUAAUCAUUCGCAGAGUGUCUGGCACAACUCCUACUUGUUCUGGAGUUGGAAUUGGUAGCGAAAUGUCGGGUGGUAUAUCGAAUGUGUUAGUGGAGGAUUUGCAUGUUAGGGAUUCAGCAGCUGGGAUUAGAAUAAAAACAGAUAAAGGGAGAGGUGGAUAUAUUGCAAAUAUCACCAUAAGCAACAUUACAAUGGAGAGAGUUAAGGUGCCAAUAAGAUUUAGUAGAGGUGCUGAUGACCAUCCUGAUGAGAAGUGGGAUCUGAAUGCUCUCCCAAAGGUGAAGGAUAUCUCGAUAAGCAAUGUGGUCAGCUUCAAUUCAUCAAAAGCACCGUUACUGGAAGGAAUUGUGAAUGCACCAUUUGAAGGAAUACGCAUGGAAAAUGUUAGCAUACUAGGCCUGCAACCAUCUGCAAGUUGGACUUGUGAAUUUGUUUCUGGCUCAAGUGAUGGGGUUCAUCCGCCACCAUGUGCUGAAUUACAAAACAAUCUUUCAUCGUAAUGUUCAUUAGUAUGAGUGUAUUAGGGACAUGGACAUGAUUUAGUGGUGGCUUACACAGAUGGCCUGAUCGGUUCAGAGCACAUAGGCCUCUUACUUGUGUUCACUGGUUCCCGUCUAUCUGACAAACACAAGUGAAACACGCAAACACCGAGGCAUACAGCUUACGUCUGCAAUAUCCGACACUUGAUGUGCACAUCGCUGCUGAAUGCUGAGACACAUGGUUUAUGACCGUUCGCAUAUAGACCCUUCUGGGAAUCCAGUGAUAGAGCUUGUACUCGGAAUUUGUUCGCUAUCUUUCUUUAUUCUUUAAAAUGUUUGUUGGAAGGCCAAUUUUAUGUUGAUCUGUUAAUUCAAGGAUGUACAAGUAGUUUGUUUUGAACCGGCCUAUGAUUUUUGGUUAGACAUUAUAUACAAUGAGCUUACAAGA